AUGUCAAAAAGUCUUGCUGAGCCAGAAAUUCCUAAUAAAAGAUCAAGAGUACAACUGAAGUUUAGCAAUAUCGAUAUCAAGACCAAGAGAAAUAAAGCGUCAAUGGUUUGCAAAAACUUGCCGCAUAGGCUAGAUCUUUUAUUCUUUGUUACCCGUGCUGGAGUUGCUACUGUAGACGAUUUCUGGGCAAUAAGUAGCAUAGUCUGUACAAUGUUUUUUCAUUUUAUUCUGCUUAUCGUCCUGGAUUGUAUUAUGCUCUUAUGUUGUGAAAGUGGAUGGAUGAGUGUCAUUCCGUUGAUGUGCAAUAAAAGGAAACAUUUGGCCAUUGUUGUUGAUGAAAUAAGGCUUUCUGUUGUGUGUCAAGUGGGAGGAUUCUGUAGUGGUUUGACAUUGGCAAUUUUUGUAAGGUGUCCGUUGGAUGUUUGGGAGUCAUUUGUUUUCGAUACAACAGCAGCCAAAAACGGGAAGGUUGGGCAUUUGGAAAUGGCAGAUUCUGGAAUGAAAGAAUUGGAGACUUUCUUUUCCAUCCUUUUUGAGUACAUGUGCUUUUCAGGACAGUUUGAAGGAAUGGCUCUUCUGUAUCUCAAAAAAAGGCAGUACUGCCUGAAAGAAGACUACUUUGCUACAGUAGAAAUGAUUCUCUGUGUUCCUGGCUCGAAAAAUACAAGUGAUCAGAGCAGAAAUGUGUUUACGAUUGAUCGAUUGGCCUUAUUUUACUUGACAUGUUUUGAUAUGGGAGAAAAGAAUAACAAAGGCGCUAACUUUUUUCCUUGGCUGGUCGCAGGGAUUGAUUAUACAUUUAUGGAAAAAAUAGGAAGCUUCCAAACUAAUUGA
Messenger RNA from Enterobius vermicularis (human pinworm), 834 nucleotides. Lineage: Eukaryota; Metazoa; Nematoda; Chromadorea; Rhabditida; Oxyuridae. The record is from the annotation of a GenBank genome assembly.